AUGCCCAGAAAAAAUACUCGUUCUCGCUCCAGCGACUCUCCUGAUCCAGGCGACGCUGCCUUGGAGGCGCAGGCACGAUUUCUCAGACUUAAAAAAGAUCGGGACGAGACUAUCAAUGCAGUGACAGCCGACUUUGACACUACCCUUGCAGAACUACGAACAAAGAUCAUUGCUUGGCAAGAAGAUGUACAACGCCAGCGUAAAGCCAGGCGGCAAUACUGUCAAGUAGAGUUGAUGCGACUAGCCGAUAGAAGGGAGAACAUUGAAGUCCAGAUGGUGGGAAUAGUAACCAAUGCACAAAGAAUGGUGGGCGAAUUAGAAGAUAUGAUGCUGGCUGGAUAUGAAGGGAGAGAGAAGGAAGCUGAAGAGGCUUUGGAGAAGGUGGUCACCCUGCAUCAUCUGCAUCCGCCCAACAGCGGCAAUCGUAUCACAACCUCGGCAAAGCCUGCGGUUGCACCGCAUUUGACGAAGUGAUGGAAUCGUUGAAGAGCGGAGAAGAAUUGAGCGCCGUACUUUUGAUCGUCUAAAUGUUUAUAAUGUACAUAGUCCUACACCAGGCUGAAACGUUUGAAAUCAUACGCUGAAACCGAAGCCCUGCAUGCAGCUCUUGUAUUGGUCGACGAGGGAUACGCAGUCGGCAGCAGGGUUUUUGGCUGUUGAGAAGAGCAUGCACUCAUCACGCUUUGCCUUUUCGUCCUUGCAUACGCAGCAGGGCU
This is a messenger RNA of Trichoderma atroviride IMI 206040, 716 nucleotides long. NCBI's taxonomy places the organism in Eukaryota, Fungi, Ascomycota, Sordariomycetes, Hypocreales, Hypocreaceae. The record is from RefSeq and is a predicted model, not a curated record.